CUAAAACUUGAGCAUUUGCUGAUAAACCUCCAGAGACAAGAGCUGAACACAGGGGAACAAGUGACACUGCAAUGAAAGGUGACGCUGCCAAAGCGUGCGUCCUGAAUGGCAUCAGCCAAGCCAACGACCAGAAGCCCCCCUCGGAGGAGAAGAUGGAGGAGCGGGGCCAGUGGGGCAACAAGAUGGAGUUCAUUCUGUCAGUCGCCGGCUCCAUCAUCGGCCUGGGCAACAUGUGGCGCUUCCCUUACCUCUGCUACAAGAAUGGAGGAGGUGCGUUCCUCAUCCCCUACUUGAUCUUCCUGUUCACCUGCGGCGUGCCCGUCUUCUUCCUGGAGGUCGCCCUGGGCCAGUACACCAGUGAGGGAGGCAUUACCUGCUGGAGGAAAAUCAGUCCGCUGUUUGAAGGUCUUGGCUAUGGCACCCAGGUGAUAGUGACUCUGUUGAACUUCUACUACAUCAUUGUUCUUGCCUGGGGCAUUUUCUACCUGUCCUACUCCUUUUCUUGGGACCUGGCCUGGUCGAACUGCAACAACACCUGGAACACAGGUAACAAGUGCACUUCAAAAUAUAUGAGAAAUUCCAACAAUCUUUUUGAUACGUUUGAGAAUAACUACAUUGUGCUCUUUUUUCCCCCCACAGAAAACUGUGUGGGGUUACAUAGGAGAAACAUCUCAAUCGAACAAACAUUCAACCCAAAUGCCACCUCUCCCGUCAUCGAGUUCUGGGAGAGAAGGGUGCUGAGGAUUUCCUCUGGCCUGGACCACAUGGGCGCUAUGAACUGGGACCUGGCCCUGUGUCUGUUCAUCGCCUGGGUCAUGUGCUACUUCUGCAUCUGGAAGGGGGUGAAAUCCACAGGAAAGGUGGUCUACUUCACCGCUACCUUCCCCUAUCUGAUGCUGAUUGUGCUGUUGAUCAGAGGGCUCACCCUGCCUGGGGCUGCGAUCGGGAUCCAGUUCUACCUUUAUCCAGACCUGGGACGCCUGUCAGACCCACAGGUGUGGAUGGAUGCUGGCACCCAGAUCUUCUUCUCAUACGCCAUCUGUUUAGGGUCACUGACUGCUCUGGGAAGCUACAACAAAUACAACAAUAACUGUUACAGAGACUGCAUGGCGUUGUGCUUUCUGAACAGUGGCACCAGUUUUGUGGCGGGCUUUGCAAUCUUCUCCAUCCUGGGUUUCAUGUCCUUUGAGCAGAAUGUUCCCAUCUCAGAAGUAGCAGAAUCUGGUCCUGGUCUGGCCUUCAUAGCUUACCCUCGCGCUGUGAGCAUGAUGCCUUUCUCUCCUGUGUGGGCCGCCCUCUUCUUCAUCAUGAUCGUCUUUCUGGGGCUUGACAGUCAGUUUGUGUGUGUCGAGAGCCUUGUGACGGCGAUAGUCGACAUGUACCCCGCUGUGUUCAGACGUAAAAACCGCCGGGAGCUCUUCCUGUUAGGUGUGGUCUUCGUCUCCUUCUUCAUGGGCCUCAUCAUGCUGAUGGAGGGAGGAAUGUAUGUUUUCCAGCUCUUUGAUUACUAUGCAGCCAGUGGCAUGUGUCUCCUCUUCAUGUCCAUCUUUGAAACCGUCUGCAUCGCAUGGGUCUAUGGUGCUGAUCGCUUUUAUGACAACAUUGAGGACAUGAUUGGCUACAGGCCAGGACGUUACAUCAAGUACUGUUGGUUGUUCAUCACCCCAGCCACGUGCAUUGGUACCUUUGCCUUCUCUCUCAUCAAAUACACCCCUCUAAAGUACAACAACGAGUAUGUGUACCCUUGGUGGGGUUAUUUCAUCGGCUGGCUGCUCGCCCUCUCCUCCAUGGUCUGCAUUCCACUUUGGAUGGUGUACAAGAUCAGCACCACCCAAGGAACGUUCAGAGAGCGCAUCCAGUUGCUCAUCACGCCAUCGGACGACUUACCCAAAACCAAGAGAGAGCAGGAGAGGUUACUGGCCAUCUUUGCUCCGGAGGGAGAAGCUACCAUAACAGAAAACGGCUACUAUCCUGUCUCAGAGACAGACUCCAACUUAUGAGGCCCCAGUGGUUAUGUGUAUGAGAAAGACAUGUGGGUUUUUGUUCCAUUCUUGACUUGCUGCACCCUCACCUCCAUCCCAAAGAUUGCUGCAGGGAAAGCUCACAAUUAAGUGUCACAUCAUCAUUUUAAUUUAUAACAGAUAUGGAGGACUAUGGAGUUAAUAGGCUUACAGUUUGUUGGGUUUGGCCGUGACUGUACAUUUCAGGGAUGGCAGUAAUGUGGAAAAAAAAGGAUAAUGAAAAAUUAUUAUAAAUGGACAAGGGCCAAUUCAGGGACAAAGUUAUUUACUCUACUCAAACUAAAAUCUAUUAAAACAUUGGCAUAUAUUGUUCAGCUCUGCAUUUCACGGAUGAUUUCAAUGAACUGAUUCAAGGUCAGCUGAAAUUUACGAGUCAGCCUGGUUGAGGAAAAUGUUACAUUUUUAUAAAGGAGGUUAAUGCUCUUUUCGUGUCACUCAAAGGUGGCAAUUGUAAAGACAGACACACAGGUUCCACUAAAAGCUUAAGAAUAAAUGCCUUAGUUUGCAUAAUAAGAAUAAAGUGUGUGUAAAUGUAACACAGGUUAACCAUUUGUUACCGCUACAUGUAAGAUACUCUUUGAAGUCUCCUUGCAUAUCUGACAUUGCUUCAUGGCUACUUAGCCUUAUUUGUAUCAUAUAUUGUAUUAUCAUAACUGAUUGGGGAAAGUUUCCAUUUUGUAUUUACAAGAAUUAAAAUAAAAUGUUGUGUUUCACAUGAAUAGGCUGUGUAAUGAAAAGGAUAUGUCAGUGAAAAGUAUAAUAAGGUAACACUGUAGUAGCUG
Anoplopoma fimbria (sablefish) is the source of this 2803-nucleotide messenger RNA. RefSeq names its product sodium- and chloride-dependent GABA transporter 2-like. Gene Ontology annotation, biological process: sodium ion transmembrane transport. The record is from RefSeq and is a predicted model, not a curated record. Gene Ontology annotation, cellular component: membrane. The transcript has 14 exons. NCBI's taxonomy places the organism in Eukaryota, Metazoa, Chordata, Actinopteri, Perciformes, Anoplopomatidae. The coding region runs from base 72 to 2000 and encodes 642 amino acids.